AUCCCCGAAAGAUAAAGUUGGUCAACAUAUUUCCUAGCAUGAAGAGCAAGCGUGAAGAAUAAACAAAAACUACGUCUACCGAGACAAAUGGUGCUUAUGUGAACCAAGUGUACUGAACAAACAGUAUAGCAGGGAUAUGUGAAGUGUGGAACCAAUUUCGGCAAACGAAAAUGUCCUGGCAAAACAAUUGGCCAUCUGUGCAGCAACCGGGGGUGGUUCCUACAUACCCUCCACCAAUUCCUGGUGUGCAGCAGCUGCCAUCAACCGCUGCAGUACCCGAUUAUGCAGCAUUGAAUGCAGAACAAUAUAAACAAUGGCAAUGGCAGCAGUACCACCUACAGUACGCUCAAUGGCACGCUCAGUAUGGCGAGCAGUAUGCCAGGGAAACUGGAAAAUCGCUUCCACCCGUUGCCACUCCUGGAAUACAGAUGCAACCCAUAACCCAAACCAUGGGCACGAAUCAUUACCCGACGGCUCACCCUCCUGCUGCAGUACCGUUUGCUACGUUGAACAUUGUAGCACCUCCACCUCCGGCCGAACCACAUCCGGAUGAGUUAAUUUUUAACAAAGGCCAGGACAAACCACCCUUACCAGAGGAAACAAGUGCCGAAGAAAUCGCCUUCGAUGAACAGUUUCGGAAGUGGGAGCAGGAAUUCGAAACAUGGAAGCGCAAAAACAAGAACCAUCCCGACAAAACGGCCUAUCGCGAAUACGAACAAAAAUGUAUGGAUUGCCGCAAAAAGCUUCUCGAGCGUCGCGAACAAUUACGACGAAAAAGGUUAGAACAAACCCGGCUACAGAGCCACGCAUCGAAAUGGGUAGCUGUUCAGCAACCAAAACCUUCUCUCCCGCCACCUCCUCCGUCGGAUCCACCUCCAGUGGGUGCACCUCCACCGGGCCCUCCUCCACCAGGCCCUCCUCCGCCGGGGCCUCCACCAUCGGGCUCCUCAGUUACGGCGCCACAGUGGCCACAAGAAAGGGAAAGGGGCGAAAUGCAUCACAGGAACGAUAGUGGUGGGGAGACAAAUUGUGGAUUAGAGAACGUUUUUAACAAUUCUGUCGCUAAUAGUGAAAGGAGUGGAGGGAUUCCUGGGCUGGAUUUAAUCGAUGAACACCCUCCUCCCCAACCGAAGAAAAUAAAGUUGGAGGAGGAUGAGGCGGAGGAAGGGGGAGAAGUGAUGGAGGUGAUUGAUCUGGCCAAUAUUGAGGAAGAGGUGAAAACUGAAGUUGUGGAGGUUAAUAACACCGCCAAUGCCAUCAGUUCCUUGUUGAACGAUCCGAAGGUGAACGCAUUGCUGCAGCUGGUGGGUAGCACAAUAGCUGGUAGCAGCGCCAGUGGAAAUGGAGCAGGAGGAAGCAACACAGGAGGAACGAAUCCUCUAGUGGCGGCAUUAGCGCAGCUAACUAACAGUAGAGCGGGAUGUGUAGAUGCUGGCAAGUUGCCCCAAAACAAUGAGAACCGUCCAAAUGGAUCUGUGGAACGUAACGAUGAACAACGCCCGAGUGGUCGAGGAGGAUUUAUGGAGGAAGUCAGCCCCGAGCUUCCACAUUUGCCAGAUUUCAACCCUCGUAUCCCUCCGCCAUCGCUUGACAUUGAUCUCUCUAGACCUCCUCCGUUGAUUAACGGGAACAAGCGUCAACCGCACGAUCGCUGGGAUGGAAUCCCCGAGCAACACUUGGUACAGAAUGGUUCGUACCCCGGUGGAAGUCACACUGAAGGACCGCCACAUCCCAAAGUUGCCCGGUUUGAUCGUCCUCCGCCACCAUUCGGGGCCACGCGUUCAACCGAUUAUCAAAUUGAUCCGGAGCUGGGAAGACCGGUGGCCGUUCCAAAACCGGACUGGAUGACGGAAGACGAAUAUCAAGAAAUCUACGAUAGAUACGAACAUGUAAGAAUCUUCGAAGAGAGAAAAAACAAAAUGGAGCUAGCGAUUCAUGUGCUGCGGCAAAGUAAGAUUCGUGAUGGAAAAUUGGGGCCGCCGGGAGAAGUACUCCAUCCUGGGCGAGGUGGCAUACCCAAGCCGAUGCCGUGUGUAAAGGCAGAGAUUAUCAGUGAAGCGCCGGAUGAAUUUUUCCAACCACAGCAAGUCUUUGAUUACACAAAUUGUAGAAGUUCCGCCCCUCCAGUGAAUCAACAAACGCCUGCAGGGCGUGUCAUAGACUAUGGGCAUUGUGCAAGUGGGCAGUAUAAUGUUAACAAUAUAAACAAUCGUGUUAAUAACCGUCGAGACGACUUCCGUAAUAACACAGGUUCAGAUGCUGGCCCUGUGUUCGGUUCAAAUACCCAGCGAUUUGAUUACAAUCAUUCAAGGGUGGCCAAUGUUGCGACGAAAGCGGCAACGGUUCCGGUCGAGCAGCCGAGACCGAUUUGGCCGUUGGACAACCAAUCGUUAGCCUUUGACCGUGCGGUUCCCGGUCUCGAACGACUUGCUCAGAUGCACCUGAACCCCAAUCCGGAAGAAAGCAAUCCGAAUUAUCCCAGCAAAUUUCUGCUGAUGAAUGAUAAUCGCCCCAGCUGCCUUAGCACAAAAAGGGGGAAACGGCCAUCGUCAAUACGCAAGCAAAAGUUAAAGCAACAGAUGCAACAACAAAAUACGGAUACAUCACCAACCGAACAGCAGGGAACCUCUGUUCCAAAGCCGAUCGUAUGCAAAGAGGAACCACCGUUGGAGCUAGAAGAUUUAAGCUCCGAUGAUGAUACCGCGGAAGAAAGGGCUGACGGUGGGAAUAGUACCGAGGACGAUGGUAGUGCGAGGCAAAAUAAACAAGAAGUUCAAGACGAACGGCCCGAGUCGGUUGUUUCGUCUCAAUCAUCGCAACAACCGUUGGCACCGCGCAUGCUAGACAUCGAGGAGCUUUUGUUUCCACCCGGACGGUUCACGCGCCCACCGCGAAUCUGUUUGCUCGUACGUGGCCUUCCUGGCAGUGGUAAAUCUUUCCUCGCCCGACUCAUCAAAACUAAGGAGCAAGUGUUCGGACCGUCUCCGAGGGUGUUGAGUUUGGACGAUUACUUCCUGGUGGACAAAGAAGUGGAAGAAAAGGACCCAAUAACGGGAAAGAUCACGAAGGUGACGCGAUCGCAGUACGAGUUCGAUGAGGAAAUGGAAGAGGUAUACAUUCAGAAUCUCUUGAAGGCGUUUAAGAGAACCAUUUCCGAACGGCUGUUUAAUUUCGUUAUCGUUGACUGUUGUAACCAUCGGCUGGGGUAUUAUUGUGAAUUUCAUAAUUAUGCUAGAAGCAAUGGAUUUAAGGUCUACACUUGUACGCUGCAAACAGAUGUCGAUGUUUGUGCCCGGCAAAACGUACACAAUCGGACGGCGGCAGAAAUACAAGCGUAUGCCGACAGUUGGGCCAUGGCUCCCGACGAGCAUGUGCAGAUCAACUUCAAUGGACUGUUUUCAGAUGUAGAACAGCAGGAUACCGAUACGACGGUGGCGGAUAUGGAUCUUGCUGCACCCGAGGAAGAGUCGAACGAGGAGCUGGGCAGGAACCAGCCGGAACAUGCACCUGUAUUACUCGACGAAGCUAACGAUGAUUCCGCGGAUAGUACAGCUGAGUGUGACUUGUUCGCGAGUAAAUGGGACAACGACGUCAGUGAGCAGAAUUUAGCGAGGCUCGAUGGCACCAGUAAACCCCUGCGACGUCCCCCAACCCUAGAAGACUACCUACAGCUGGACGAUGGCAGUGACGAUGACGAGGCGAAUGCCGGACGCAAGCGGAAGCGUGUUCGCUGGGCUGAUGUGGAGGAACAGAAAGCGCAGAAAAAGAUGCGAAAGAUGGGAUUCGUCGUUGGAGUUACGGAUUGGUCGAGGAUGAUGGACCCGACCCAGGGCAGCAGCGCGCUUACGCAGACGAAGUACAUUGCCAAGAUCAGAAAAAAUUCAUGAAGCGCAGACAUUUAAAUGUAUGUUUUCUAUAAUCACACUAUACUUCGCAGACUAAUGGCAAAUGGUUUUCGGCCUGAAGCUAGAGCUCUUUACUAAGUUUUUUUUACCUUAUUUUUCAUAUACUGACUGUCGCAACGAAGGCAAAAUUAUAUUUUUGUUGAUAGACGCGAUGGAGUAUAGGAAAUUUGGAAAAGCAACUAAAAAAGAAAGGGCUCUUCAACAGUUCCGAUAAUACGUGUUUGUUUUAAAAUUACUUGUUUUUUAAUCUUCUUCUAUAAAUUUAUCGAUACGAAUAAAAAGCAGAUUUAGAUGAGUCAAUCAAUAAAUUCUUGUUUAUUUAGUUUCAGUAGAUAGA
Messenger RNA from Anopheles coustani, 4242 nucleotides. RefSeq lists its product as uncharacterized. The record is from RefSeq and is a predicted model, not a curated record. Gene Ontology annotation, biological process: regulation of telomere maintenance. The transcript has 7 exons. Gene Ontology annotation, cellular component: nucleus. Bases 171 to 3887 code for a protein of 1238 amino acids. NCBI's taxonomy places the organism in Eukaryota, Metazoa, Arthropoda, Insecta, Diptera, Culicidae.